Molecule: messenger RNA, 7219 nt
Organism: Salvia splendens (bonfire salvia)
Lineage: Eukaryota; Viridiplantae; Streptophyta; Magnoliopsida; Lamiales; Lamiaceae
Product: protein TIC236, chloroplastic
Exons: 23
Coding region: 410-7039 (2209 amino acids)
Biological process (GO): protein secretion
Cellular component (GO): plasma membrane
Source: RefSeq, a predicted model, not a curated record
AGAAAAUGAAUAAGAUACCACGCCAAAACCUAGACGACGAAUUAUCGAUUACAAGUGAUUGACAUCAAACUCUAAUGUAAUCAUCACUCUUCAUCAUCAAUGGAAGAAGAUCUGAAGAGCAAUUCAAUUAUGCAACCAUAAUAGUACUUGUAUUCGGCAUGAAAAUUAAUAUUCGAAGUUCCUCUUCUACGAAACUAGAAGCAGGAGCUCAACCACACAAUUGCAUCUCCAUUUCAUCAAGGCUCCAACCUUUUCCUUCUCUUACCGGAUUGUCUGCUGAUUGUAAUGGUCCUUCUCCUUCUCACUGGCGGUCGCCGCUUCAGCGCUCCUUGCUGCAGCCGCGUUCGAUUUCUUCUUCUUAGCAGAAACCACCUACUUGAGCUAAUAAGUUUCAGAAUAUAUUGAGGUAAUGAGACUCGAACUUCGUAGCCCGUUUAUUGGGGUUCCACUUAAUUGCACUACGUUUGAAGCAAAAACCAAUCGAUAUAAUGGUUAUCUCAGGGGAGCUACGCGAAAACCCUUUAGAAGAGGUCUAUCAUGUAAAUGUAACAAAAAAGUUGAUUUUGUAUUCUAUGGUAACAAAAUUAAGCACUUUUGUGGGAGAAAUGCCGAGCUACUUUGGAAGAAGUUAGAAUUGCAGAGUGGUCGAGUGAUCAAUUCUGUGAGCGAGCCAAUCGUGCGGAAUGAGAGACUUGUCAAAUUUGUGACUCCGGUGUGGGAAGAGGGUUUAUUUCUGUUCAGGUGUUCCGUCUUCUUUUCGGUGAUAUCUGGGGUGUGCUUAUUGGUGUGGUAUGGGCAGUCGAAAGCAAAAUUAUAUGUGGAAACCAAUUUGCUGCCAUCGGUUUGUACCCUAUUGAGCGAUCAUCUCCAGAGGGAGCUUGAUUUUGGUAAGGUUCGCAGCAUCUCGCCUUUAGGAAUUACUUUGGAGUCGUGCUCAAUUGGCCCUCACAGUGAAGAGUUCUCUUGUGGUGAGGUUCCCACUGUCAAGCUGCGUAUUCGUCCGUUUGCUAGCCUCAGAAGGGGGAAAAUAGUUGUUGAUGCUGUUUUGUCAAGUCCAAGUUUGUUGGUAGCACAAAAAAAGAACUAUACUUGGUUGGGAAUACCCUAUUUGGAAGGUGUUCCCCAGAGGCACUUGUCCGCUGAAGAGGGAAUCGAUCAUCGUACAAGAACAAGGAGGCUUGCUAGGGAAGAAGCCACGGUUCGUUGGGAAAGAGAAAGAGAUGACGCAGCUAAAGUAUCUGCUGAGAAUGGCUAUACCAUUUCAGAGUGUGAAUCUGUCCUGCCUGAGGAUGAUACUUAUAAGGAGCACAUGGCUGGACCGACAAGGACAAGACUAGGGACUCCCGAUACUUUCCAUUAUACAGAUGAGAAAUUGCAGUGGAGAGACCAUCACUGUAUGGAUGCUGGUGCCGAGUAUGAUUUGAAGCAUGCUGAUUUAGAGAGAUCAUUUGGUGCAAAAGUUUCAAGCCUUGAAAACAGCAUCUGGUCUAGGAUAAUGCCUGGAUCUGUGAGGCAUAAGUUUAAGAGGAAGGUCAGUGGUAGGGAUUUAUCUAUGAGUAAUAUCGCUUCUAAAAGGCGACUUCUUGAGUGCAGUGCAUCCGCAGCACUUUCAUUUUUCGAAGGAUCUGUAUGCUUUGAUUAUCGAAAAAUGGAUUCUUCCAUGACAAGCAGCGAGGAUGCUGGUGCUUUUUGUUCUGAGGGGGCCCAGUUCAAAGGAGAUCAGAGAGCUGCGUAUCAGGAUGUAAAGGUUGACAAUAGUGUUGGUGGUAGAGAUGAUGAACUUGCUGGAGAUUUACCGACAAAUAAUGAUGUCUUCGAGGCAGACAACAAACUGAAGAGUGAUUUUGUUUCUCGAGUAAUUUUAGAAAUUCCAUCUAGAAAUCGGAUGGAUAAGGCUCAAGAUCCGUUUCUCUUUACUUCGGUGAAACUUAGUAAAGUUAAAAAUUACAGUGACAAAUUUUCAUCAGUAAAAACUGUUAGAGGAACAAGAAACACCAAUAAUAGUGACAUAAACAAUGAAUAUCUUGAAGGAGAUAAUGCAGUAAAAACAGAUGUCAGGUUGGUCAAGGAGGUGGAUAAUGUUGAAGAUGACAUCUCGGGCACUCACGGCUCUGGUGCCUCUAGUAGUUCCAGUCGUACUGAGGUUGGGUCUUCAAGCUCAUUUAGUUUUUUGGGAAAAUUUCCACCAUUGAGUUCACAAUUGGGCCUGUCCACUGCCUAUGAAAACUUCACAGAAGUGUGGUCUCAUUUACUUGACAAUCCUUGGGAAAGGCUGAAGUCUGAGAUCAGGGAGGGAUUUGAACAAAUAUCGACAGAAAUAGUCGACGAGAUUGGUGGAGAAAAUACUUCAGGCAUAGAGAAAAUUAUUCCUGUAGUUCUUGACUCGGUACAUUUUCGAGGCGGCACUCUUAUGCUGCUUGCAUAUGGUGAUACAGAACCAAGAGAAAUGGAAGUUGCCAGCGGACAUGUGAAGUUUCAGAAUCACUACGGGCGUGUGCAUGUGCAGCUUAGUGGAAAUUGUAAAAUGUGGAGAUCAGAUUUGAUAUCUGAAGAUGGUGGAUGGUUGUCCACUGAUGUUUAUGUCGAUAUCAUUGAGCAGAAAUGGCAUGCCAACUUGAAAAUUGCAAAUCUCUUUGUUCCGCUCUUCGAGCGGAUAUUAGAGCUUCCAAUUUCAUGGUCUAAAGGAAGAGCUAGCGGCGAGGUUCACAUAUGCAUGUCACGGGGAGAAAGCUUUCCUAAUCUUCAUGGACAACUUGAUGUAACAGGGUUGACCUUUCACAUAUAUGAUGCUCCAUCAGCAUUUUCUGAUGUUUAUGCAAGUUUGUUUUUCCGAGACCAGCGAAUAUUUUUGCAUAAUGCAAGGGGAUGGUUUGGUGAUAUUCCAUUAGAAGCAUCUGGGGAUUUCGGCAUUGAUCCAGAGCAAGGAGAAUAUCACGUAAUGUGUCAGGUUCCUUCAGUAGAAGUGAAUGCCUUGAUGAAAACAUUCAAGAUGAAGCCUCUGUUGUUUCCGCUAGCAGGGUCAGUAACAUCUGUGUUCAACUGUCAAGGCCUGUUGGAUGCUCCUGUUUUUGUUGGGAGUGCAUUGGUCUCGAGGAAAAUUAUUCAUAUAUCUGCUGAUACACCAAAAUCAGCUGCAGACGAGGCAAUGUUGAAUAAUAAAGAGGCUGGUGCAGUGGCAGCCAUCGAUCAUGUUCCCCUCUCCUAUGUUUCUGCCAAUUUUACCUUUAACACUGAUAAUUGUGUCGCUGAUCUGUAUGGAAUCAGAGCUACACUUGUUGAUGGUGGUGAGAUUCGCGGAGCCGGAAAUGCAUGGAUCUGUCCUGAGGGUGAGGUUGAUGACACAGCAAUGGACGUUAACUUUUCUGGCAUCUUGUGCUUUGACAAAAUUAUGCAUCGCUAUAUACCUGGUUACCUCCAAACUAUGCCGUUUAAGCUAGGGGAUCUGAAUGGAGAAACAAAAGUCUCAGGCUCAUUGUUAAAACCGAGAUUUGAUAUCAAAUGGACUGCUCUGAAAGCUGAGGGGUCACUUUCUGAUGCUCGUGGAGAUGUGAUUAUCUCACACGAUUACAUUUGUGUUAAUUCUUCAUCUGCUGCUUUUGAAUUAUACACAAGAGUAUCAACAUCAUAUCCUGAUGAAAAUUUGUUAUGCUGGAGAGAGUGUAAGAAAGUAGUUAGGAUGCCUUUCUCUGUGGAAGGAAUUGAAUUGGAUCUACGGAUGCGCAAUUUUGAAUUUUUCAACUUGGUUUCUUCCUAUACCUUUGAUUCUCUGAGACCCAUUCAUUUGAAAGCAACUGGAAAAAUUAAGUUUCAAGGAAAGGUCAACAAGUAUUACGGCGACCAAGUUUACCAAUCUAGUACAAACUCGGAAAUGAUACCAAAGGAAGAUGACGAAGAUGAAAAAAGUAUUUCUGGUGAUAUUUCAAUCUCAGGUCUAAAACUCAAUCAAUUGAUGUUGGCUCCUCAACUAGCUGGGGUGCUCCACAUAUCAUCUAAGGGUAUGAAGUUGGAUGCUACUGGCCGACCAGAUGAAAGUCUUGCAGUUGAAGUUGUAGGACCUUUGCAAUCUACUUCUGAAGAAAAUCUUGUGGAAAAAGUGCUAUCUUUUUCUUUGCAGAAAGGUCACCUGAAAGCUAAUGCCUGUUAUCGCCCACUACAUUCAACUACCUUAGAGGUUCGCCAUUUGCCAUUGGAUGAGCUGGAGCUAGCAUCACUUCGUGGAGCAAUUUCAAGAGCCGAGCUGCAGUUGAAUUUUCAAAAACGAAGGGGUCAUGGUGCAUUAUCUGUUCUUCGACCAAAAUUCAGUGGUGUGUUGGGUGAAGCUUUAGAUUUAGCUGCCAGAUGGAGUGGGGAUGUGAUCACAGUUGAACAAGCAAUCUUGGAGCAAAGCAAUAGCAAAUAUGAACUGCAAGGGGAGUAUGUAUUGCCUGGUUCCCGGGACCGAAGCCCGGCUGGAAAGGAAAAAGGCAGCCUGUUUCAGAAAGUGAUGACUGGUCAUCUUGGGAGCAUGAUCUCUUCCAUGGGUAGAUGGAGAAUGAGAUUAGAGGUCCCUAAUGCUGAGAUUGCUGAGAUGCUUCCUCUUGCUAGGCUUCUUUCUCGUAGUUCAGACCCCGCUGUUCAAUCUAGAUCAAAGGAUCUUUUCAUACAAAGUUUGCAGUCAGUUGGAAUAUGUGCAGAAAAUCUUAAAAAACUGCUCGAGGAAUUUCAUGGUCAUUGUGCCACGUCUUAUGAAGUUGUUCUGGACGACUUUGAUCUUCCCGGUUUAGCUGAACUUAAAGGUCGUUGGCGUGGCUCUUUAGAUGCAAGUGGGGGAGGCAAUGGGGAUACAAUGGCAGAUUUUGACUUCCACGGAGAGGAAUGGGAGUGGGGAACGUAUAAAACUCAGCGUAUUCUGGCAGCUGGUAUGUACAGCAACACUGAUGGUUUGCGUCUUGAGAAAAUCUUCAUCCAGAGGGACAAUGCCACAGUUCAUGCAGAUGGGACGCUAUUGGGCCCAAAGACAAAUUUGCAUUUUGCUGUGCUAAAUUUCCCUGUUAGCUUGGUUCCAACUUUUCUUCAGGUUAUCGAGAAUUCAGCUACCGAAGCUGUUCAUUCUCUUAGGCAGUUAUUAGCACCAAUCAGAGGCAUCCUUCAUAUGGAAGGUGAUCUUAAAGGCAAUCUUGCAAAACCAGAAUGUGACGUCCAAGUAAGGCUCCUGGAUGGGGCAGUUGGGGGAAUCGAACUUGGGAGGGCUGAAGUUGUUGCAUCUCUAACCCCAACCACCCGCUUCCUGUUUAAUGCAAGAUUCGAACCCAUUGUUCAAAAUGGCCACGUACAUAUUCAAGGAAGCAUACCUCUAUCUCUUGUACAGAGUAAUAUGCUUGAGGAAGAAAGUGCAGAAAGGGAUAGAAAUGAAGCCUCAUGGAUGCGAGAUUGGGAGGAGAGAAGUAAAGCAUCCGGUGACGAGCUGAAUGAUCGAAAGGGAUCCCGAGAUAAAAGUCAAGAAGUUUGGGAUACACAAUUGGCAGAAAGCCUCAGAGGUCUAAACUGGAACUUGCUGGAUGCAGGAGAAGUUAGGGUCGAUGCUGAUGUCAAAGAUGGUGGCAUGAUGUUGCUAACAGCUUUAUCUCCUUAUGCUAAUUGGCUCCAUGGCAAUGCUGAAGUUAUGCUUCAGUUGAGAGGUACUGUAGAACAACCAUUACUGGAUGGCUCUGCCUAUUUUCACAGGGCAACUGUGUCUUCACCUGUGCUCCGGAAACCAGUAACCAAUUUUGGAGGAACAGUUCUUGUAAAUUCAAAUAGACUGCGAAUUCACUCAUUGGAGGGUAAAGUUAGCAGAAAAGGAAAAUUAUCAUUAAAAGGGAAUCUUCCUCUACGUACAAGUGAAGCAUUUAUCGGUGAUAAACUUGACCUAAAAUGUGAGGUUCUGGAAGUGCGUGCUAGAAAUAUUUUGAGUGGUCAGGUUGAUUCUCAGUUGCAAAUAUCUGGGUCCAUUAUGCAACCAAACAUGUCUGGAAAGAUAAAGAUAAGCCAAGGAGAAGUUUAUCUGUCACAUGACAAGGGGAGUGGAACUGCACCCUUCAUUAAUGAUACAACAAAUGAACCGAGGCCUCCAGCUGGUGCUUAUGGUCGCAUGGUUGCUACAAAAUAUGUUUCACGUUUUCUCAACCUAAAACCAGCAUCAAUUAAUAGUCCUUUUCGGCUUUCACCUGGUGCACAUGAUGAAGCUGAUAAGGAGAUGGUGCAGGUAAAUGGGAAGCCGAAGCUAGAUAUUCGCCUUUCGGACUUGAGGAUCGUUCUUGGGCCUGAACUGAGGAUAGUUUAUCCUUUGAUACUCAAUUUUGCUAUUAGCGGAGAGCUUGAAUUAAAUGGUCCUGCUCAUCCCAAAUCGAUAAAACCAAAAGGGGUUUUAACAUUUGAGAAUGGUGAUGUGAAUCUUGUCGCAACUCAGGUGAGGCUCAAGCGAGAGCAUCUUAAUGUAGCAAAAUUUGAACCUGACAAUGGACUUGAUCCUACAUUGGACCUAGCCCUGGUAGGAUCAGAGUGGCAAUUUAGAAUUCAAAGUCGAGCUAGCAAAUGGCAGGAAAAACUGGUGGUGACUUCAACACGUUCAGUGGAGCGAGAUCUCCUUUCAACAACUGAGGCUGCAAGAGUCUUUGAGAGUCAAUUAGCUGAAUCAAUAUUGGAAGGUGAUGGCCAGCUUGCAUUUAAGAAGCUUGCUACUGCAACGCUCGAGACAUUGAUGCCAAGGAUAGAGGGCAAGGGAGAAUUUGGACAUGCACGGUGGAGACUGGUGUAUUCUCCUCAGAUCCCCAGCCUGCUCUCCGUUGAUCCCACAGUUGAUCCUCUUAGGUCUCUAGCUAGCAACAUCUCAUUUGGAACGGAAGUUGAAAUUCAGCUGGGAAAGCGUCUUCAGGCCUCUGUAGUUAGGCAGAUGAAAGAUUCGGAGAUGGCCAUGCAAUGGACGUUGAUCUACCAGCUGACGAGUCGUCUACGGGUACUCCUACAGUCAGCUCCAUCCAAACGUCUUUUGUUUGAAUAUUCCACAACUUCACAGGACUAGGAUAGUACAUUACCAUGAAAAUCCAGUAGAAUUCUGCUAGGCAGGGAACGUAGGCCCAUUAGCUCCAAAGCUGAAGAUUUGUGUAUUUUUAGUCUUAUUCUUUGACAGUAUAUAUCAAUUUCUUGUAAAUAUUGGUUCUUUGUUCAAAUGAAAUGAAACUAUUUGUUUAUAAGUUCCAAA